Molecule: messenger RNA, 2899 nt
Organism: Neoarius graeffei (lesser salmon catfish)
Lineage: Eukaryota; Metazoa; Chordata; Actinopteri; Siluriformes; Ariidae
Gene: ftr87
Product: finTRIM family, member 87
Exons: 7
Coding region: 75-1811 (578 amino acids)
Molecular function (GO): protein binding; zinc ion binding
Source: RefSeq, a predicted model, not a curated record
CCACGCCCUCUGUGCGCGCACACACAAACGCACAUAAAAGCUUUGCUCUGCUUCUCCUUUAUCCUUCGUUAAAAAUGGCAGCCGCAGCUACAAUCUCUGUGGACGAGGACCACUUUUGCUGCUCUGUGUGUUUGGAAGUGUUGAGGGAUCCGGUGACUAUUCCCUGCGGUCAUAGUUACUGCAUGGUAUGUAUUAAAGGCUACUGGAGGAAAACCGAGCACAAGACGGGUUACACAUGCCCUCAGUGUCGGAGAAGCUUCAACCCGAGACCUACUCUGGCCAGGAACACAAUGCUGGCAGGUCUGGUGGAGAAGCUAAGGGAGAAGUUGAGGGACGCCGGGAUCCAGGAGGCUCCUCAUGCGAAAACGAUCGAAGUGGAGUGCGAUGCGUGUCAGGGGAGAAAGCGCAGAGCUGUGAAGUCAUGCGUGAAGUGUUUGGCCUCGUAUUGCGAGGCUCACCUCAAACAGCACAAGACGCACAAACUGACAGACGUGACCAGACAACUGCACAAGAGAGCGUGUAAUCGGCACGGACGCCUGUUCGAGCUUUACUGUCGCACAGAUCAGCAGCUUAUCUGCUCUGCUUGCGUGACGGAUGGACACGGCGGGCAUCACAUGGUGCCAGCUGGCGAGGAGAGAACCGAAAAGCAGAGGCAGUUAGAAGAAGCUUUGAGAAGAUCAAAACAGAGGAGCAAGGAGAAAGAGAAGGACCUGCGGAGUAUCAUGAAAUACCUCAAGCGCUCAGCACAGGCCGUGGAGGAAGACAGCGAGAAAAUGUGCACCAAGCUGCUGCGCUCCAUCGAGAGGAAACACAGCGAGGUUAAGGAGCUGCUCAGAGCUGAAGAGAGAGCCGCACUGGCCCAAGCUGAGGGACUGCUCGAGCGUCUGGACCAAGAGACUGAAGAGACCAGGAGGAAAGAAGCCGAGCUGGAGCUGCUCUCACACACUGACGAUCACAUCCACUUCCUGUUGAAAUGCAAACCCCUUUUCGUUCCUGCUGAUCCUGAUGAGCUGCCCGGUGUUGACGUCCAUCCAUACUUCUCACUGAUGGUUCUGAGAAGAGCCAUCACAGAGCUACAAGAGCGAGUGAAUGACGUGUGCGACAGGGAGUUAGCCAGGAUCUCGGAUUUAAUGAAAGAUGAGCAGAGCCUGUCAGCUGAAAGAACUUCCCCCGUCCCUGUAUGUCCGGAAAUAGUUUCUCCUGUGAAAAGUGUGGACCAAGCACAAAGUGAGCCAAAGACCAGAGCUGACUUUUUACAGUUCUGUUGUGAUGUGACGUUGGACCCAAACACUGCCAACUCCUACCUCUGCCUUUCAGAGGGGAACCGGAAAGCCAGCACCUGCUACGAGUCCCAGCACUAUCCAGAACAUCUGGAGAGAUUCAGCGGCUGGGCUCAGGUUCUGGCUCGGGAGGCCAUCUCCACAUGCGGUUAUUGGGAGGUGGAGUGGAGCGGUAGUGGUGGGAUCAGUAUCGGAGUUUCUUAUAAAGGGAUUAACAGACAUGGUGGGAGCGCAGACGGAAAACUGGGCUGCAAUUCCAAGUCAUGGAGUGUGAACCUUUCUGAUGGCCAUUGUACAUUUCAGCACAAUAAAACCAAGCUGGAGAUCCCGUCUCCUAUUUCAGCCAGGAUCGGAGUGUAUGUGGACCACAAGGCAGGGAUUCUAGCCUUCUAUUGCAUCUCUCCAAGAAGGGAUACAAUGACCUUGCUGCACAGGAUACAGACGACGUUUUCCCAGCCUCUGUACCCCGGAUUCUGGCUUGGCCUUGGUUCCACACUCAAACUGUGCUCCAUCCUUAACUACUCAGCUUAGGGAAGAGGGAAUCCGCAUGAUUUCUUAUGCUAGCAAGUGGACUUGUGGUAUCUUUACUGUUUAAAGCCAAAUUUGAGUUCAGAUUUGCAUAGGAGACUGUUCUGGACAGGUCAUAUUCCUGAACCAACACACACACUAGACAAAAACCAAGAACACUGUCAGAAAUAGGGGUACAGUUCCAGUAGGAGUCAAUUUCUAUUCCCCAAUGUACAAUCUACACUAAUGUAUCCCCUAGGGCUCAUUAUUGGACCUCAAGGUAACUAUGUGUACCUUUUUAGGGUCAAAAAAUGUACACAUAUUCCCAAUCAGUAUAUAAAUGGUACAAAUAAAAGUACCUUAGAUGGUACUGCCCCAGUGACAAGCCAUUGUACCCCUAAAGGUACAAUGAUGUACUUUGUUUUCUGAGAAUGAAGUAGUAUUAUUUGAAGGUAAUCAGUAAGCUUAGCUAGCUAGCUAAUGUUAACAUGGCAGCUGUUUAAACUUGGCAGGAAUUUUGACAGCACGUGUGCCAUGUAGCGAUAAUCAAAGCCAUCCUAGAUGAAAUUCCAUUGGUGCAAACACCUCAACAUGGAAAGAAAAAAAAAAACCCAUUAAUUUUGAUCCAACUGAUCAUGGUGAGGUCAAACAUCCAAUCUUGGUCCAAAUUUAAGUAGAAGACAUUGGAUUCAACAUGAUUUUUGGCCAUAAAACAAAUCUACGUGUACAGUGUCAUGCAAAAGUUUGGGCACCCUUACUGAAAAUGUCCGUUACUGUGAAUAGUUAAGUGAGCAGAAGAUGAACUGAUCACCAAAAGGCAUAAAGGUAAAGAUGGCACAUUUCUUUAAUAUCUUCUGCAAGAUUACAUUUUUUAUUUCCAUCAUUUACAGGCAUAAAAUACCAAAAAAUGAAAAGGACCUGAAGCAAAAGUUUGGGCACCUGACAUGGUCAAUACUUAGUAACACCCCCUUUGGCAAGUAAACACUUUUUGUAGCCAGUUAAUAAUCUUUCAGUUCUUACCUGGGGGAUUUUCGCACAUUCGUCCAUGCAAAAGGCUUCCAGUUCUACAAGUUUCUUGGGCUGUCUUGCAUGCACUGCUCUUUUGAGAUCUA